This is a messenger RNA of Stegastes partitus (bicolor damselfish), 2594 nucleotides long. RefSeq names its product probable palmitoyltransferase ZDHHC20. The coding region runs from base 1 to 1056 and encodes 351 amino acids. The record is from RefSeq and is a predicted model, not a curated record. Lineage: Eukaryota; Metazoa; Chordata; Actinopteri; Pomacentridae. Gene Ontology annotation, molecular function: palmitoyltransferase activity. The transcript has 13 exons.
AUGGCGCCCUCUCCUGCACUGAGGUGCUGCAAACGGGCUCUAAACUGGGUACCUGUCCUGUUUAUUAACCUGGUCGUCGGCUGGUCUUAUUACGCUUACGUUGUGGAGCUCUGUGUGUAUACAAUCCCAAAUAAUGCAGAACGAAUCAGCUAUUUGGUCAUCUUUCAUAUUGCCUUCGCCAUGUUUAUAUGGGCAUACUGGAAAACUAUCUGGUCCACACCGACCAGCCCCUCAAAAGCAUUCGGUCUGCCCAGACAAGAGAAGGAACUGUAUGAGAGGGAGGAGCGAGCUGAGGCGCAACAAGAGAUUCUGAAGAAAGUGGCGAGGAAUUUACCUGUGUAUACACGAACAGCUGGAGGAGCCAUCCGAUACUGCAACUACUGCCAGGUAAUCAAACCUGACCGCUGCCAUCACUGCUCAACCUGUGAAAUGUGUGUGCUGAAAAUGGACCAUCACUGCCCCUGGGUGAAUAACUGUGUUGGGUUCUCAAACUACAAGUACUUUGUCCUGUUCUUGGCCUACGCCUCACUCUACUGUGUAGUAAUAUGUGCGACAGUCAUCCGGUAUUUCAUCAAAUUCUGGACAAAACAGCUGCCUGACACGCACGCCAAAUUCCACAUCUUGUUCCUGUUUUUCGUGGCGGCCCUGUUCUUCAUCAGCAUCGUGUCUCUCCUCACCUACCAUCUGUGGCUCGUUGGAAAGAACAGGACCACUAUAGAGGCUUUCAGGGCUCCCGUCUUCGCAAAUGGUCCAGACAAAAACGGGUUUUCUCUAGGCUUUGGACGAAAUGUAGCUGAGGUGUUUGGAGACCAAGCAAAGUAUUGGAUUUUGCCAGUUUUCUCAAGUCUGGGAGAUGGACAUUCCUUUGUCACAAGACUGGUUCAUAUAGAUCCUGAACAAGCAAACAGCGUCCUUCAGCAGAAUGGCAAAAGCCCUGCUGAUGGAGAGAUCAACCCUUGUGUGCUUGGUAACAAUGUGCAACACACAGAGGAUGACGGAAAAGAGAAAACCGAUGGAGGCCAGAUAGUCUCUGUGACAAUGGAGAAUGAGCCAUAGUUGGUCGCAGGCACAUCUGCGAAGAUCUCAAGUAUGAUGCCUUAAAGCAGGAGCAUCAGCACCUCCACAUCCUCCACCCUCAUUUUGAGUUUCAGUGCAGCCUCAAACCACACCUUUUGUAUUUAUGUACAUUAAUGGACAUUCUUCAUCUCAUGUGCUUUAAACUAGCACAACAACAGCACUGUUGUCAUAUCAACAGAGACUCAACAGCAACCUCAUAGACUGCACCAGUCUGAUGCAGAGGUGAUUCAGAAGAGGAGAUUUUGUCUUUGUUAUUAAGCCAAAGACAUUCAUAUAAGCUUGUUAUUACUGCAUCUGAAAAACUCUGGGAGCCAAUGUAUGUUGUCAUUGUCUGUGUUUAUCUAUGAUUAUAACUGCUUUACACAUUUCAACCAGAGAUUCGUCCUUAUCAGUAUUUAUUAAGCUUUAAAUAACUAAAUCUUGAAUGUUCGUAGAGCAGCAGGAGCCACGAAAGCAAAAUGAAGACAGAUUUCAACACAGUCAGUGCGUGCAGUACGUCAUAUCAGUUCUUAACUUCAAGCACAGUGCAAUUACAAAGACCAGUCGUCAAUUCUUAAAUGGUCUCAAAUUCCAUUUAGAGUUUACAUGAUAAAAUUAAAAAGUCUUUCUGUUUACACUUUUCAUAUACUUUUUUUUUUUACAUUUUACAUUUUAUACAAUGGGUGAACACACAGAGGAUAUAAGCUUAAAUGUGAGGACCAAAUCCAGUUAACAUGGUUUAAUCUCAUUCCAAAUAAUUAUUUAAGACAUAACCAAUAGAUUGCCUGUAAUACAGAGAAGUGAUCUGUAAGAUUCACAUUUUUGAUUUCACUACAAAUAUUUGAAAUUUGUUUUUGAUGUUUUUUUAAAAAAAUUACAUUGUGUUUACGUGUAUAUUGAUUUUAUUUGUAAUAACAGAUUUUAUUUAUAUGAUUUUUUUUCUAAAAACAUGCUCGAUUCUUGAUUGCCACGUUUUCCCUUUUUGUUCCAGGUAAUGUUUCACACUUAUGCUUUGUAUCUGUAUAAUAAUUUGAGUCAGUUUAUAAUGUUGUCGUCCAGUCUUUGCAUUUCUUUCCACCAGUUUGAAAUUGAGAUUUAUUCAAAAUUUAUGAAAAGCAAAGAACAUAAAAUCAAACCACAUAAAAACGGUUUGAAGAUAAUGUCAGAAAGGUCAGGGGCAUUUGUUGCAUUGUGUCCUUGAGUCUACACCAGGAUAGAUAAGAUUUACUUUAUAUACCUAUAUACCAGUGAUCCAAGAGGGUCAUAACACGCUUCUUCUAGCACUGCUGGUACAUGUUGCAUUAAAUCAUAUCUGCUUUAGUGGACACGUUACAUUGCACAGUGUGUGCUCGCUUGAGUGAUUACUCAGUUUGUGUAGAUAUUACUUGCAGUAGGUUAGUAAACUAACUCCCCUGACUGAACUUGGCUGACCAGGCAGUUAGAGCUACUAAUGUAGUUAAUCCUGUGAAGAACUGCUUUUUCUCAAGACAACUUCAUGCAAAACUGUUGUGUAACAAUAAAUGUAAUGUAAGAAACUA